AUGGCGGUAGGAGGUCGGGCGGUCGCGGUCAACGGCACGCUGACACUGGGCGAGAACAUUGCCGACGCCGGCGGCAUCAACACGGCAUGCGACACGGCCUUCAAGUGCCCCGUCAAGGAACCCGCCUGCGUCUUCUACAGGAGAGACCCCGGCAGAGAAAGGCCUCACGCGGGGGAGUAG
Messenger RNA from Durotheca rogersii, 180 nucleotides. RefSeq lists its product as uncharacterized. The record is from RefSeq and is a predicted model, not a curated record. The transcript has 2 exons. Bases 1 to 180 code for a protein of 59 amino acids. NCBI's taxonomy places the organism in Eukaryota, Fungi, Ascomycota, Sordariomycetes, Xylariales, Xylariaceae.